GUCCUCUGCAAUCAAAUGGCAAAGCGUACCGACAGCGCGACUGUAUACCCCAAUGAGCUCACUUCUAGGCAGAAGAGUUGGAGCAAGUCGUCGGAAGACUCGCCGACCCACGACAGCGAUGAGAAAAAGCCUCUUGCCAGACGACACACUACCGAGAGCUUCAAGUCCAUCCAAGUUCGCAAGGUUCUUCAACAUGACAACAGUAACUGGCUAGAGUGCAGCAUCGGCGGAAGCACCACUGCUCAAGGUCCGGAAGCGUCGUUCACCUGCAAGAUGACGCCAAAGUCUGGUAAUGAUUCAAAUGAGCUUACGACAUUCGAAAUCGAAAGGUGCUGUAGGCGCAUCAUCGAAGACCUCAGCGCUCAUCGGGACGAGUCUGAUCAUCAUGUCUGCCGCUGCGACUUCGAAUACAUUAGAAAUUGCUCACAGGGCAAACCAGGUAUCUGCGACAAUGGCAGUAGGUACUUUUCGAAGUUGGUCUGGAAAGGCAUGCAGAGACAUGAUCAGUUGUGCGGAUGCGGCUGCUUUGACUUUGCGUCAUCUGGACAGCCCAAAAUCAUACCGAUCUGGACGUAUCACCCGGGUUUUAGAUGCAUAUCAUACUGGAGCCGUCGCAUCGACCAUCCGCGCGGAUUCUUCUGGCUACAAUAUGGUGUCAGUAGUGGCCCUCAGACCAACGGACCGGACUGCUCGUUUACUUGUAAGAUGGUUCCCAGAGGCGAAGAGACGCUCAUCAGCCUAAAUAAGAUACAGAAAUGCUGUGAGGAGAUAGUCACGGAGCUCAAGGUUCAUCGAGCCGAUGAGCGCUACAGUGGCAGGUGGGAACCAUGUCCACCUUGCGCUUGCGACUUUGAGUACAUCAGAGAAGGUCCACGAGGGAAGCCCGGCGUGUGCUGCUAUACCUGGAGCAAGAAGGCAAGCGCUGAGAUCGUGUGGUGGGCGAUGAAUCGACAUGAUAAACUCUGCUCAUGCGGCUGCUUCGACUUCGCUACCAGGCAAUUAUCCGUGGCCGACGCAGCAUCUUACGCAGACUGGAAGCGUCACCGCAAGUCCAAACCGUACUGGAGCCGAGAAGUCACUUUACCAAAUGGCAAGACCUGGCUCCAGUGCGGCGUCAAUAGCAAUUCGAAUCCAAACGCGGAGCCCAACUGCAUCAUCACAUGCAAAAGGNCAUUCAUAGCCGCGAACGGCCAGAAGGGUGUCAGAAAGAGCUGUAAGAAGGCUGCUGCUGACUUGGCGUCUCAUCUCAAGCCGACAAGAGCCUGCGCUUGCGAUUUCGAGUCGCUAACAAAUGGACAAGAAUGCUUCUCGGAAAGUAAACGGUGGUGGAAGGGACGAGCAACGAAGUCCAUUCAAUCAUGCAAAAACAAGCACGACAGAUAUUGUGCAUGCGACUGCUUUGAAUUUCUCCAAAAGAUUGAUGAAAAAAGUAAAAGAAGACAAAGCCUGUCAGAAGUCCGCCAGUGCCUACCCAGUCAAGCCGACCGAAGCCAGACACUCGGAAGGGUCGAGAUCAUCACCGCCGAGGCCGGAGCCAAAGCACUUGGUAUCACUCUAAGGCACCGGGGAUGUAUCUCAUCCGCCAGGUUGGAGUUCUGUGGCUCUUUUGAAGAGUUCAGAUAA
This is a messenger RNA of Aureobasidium uvarum, 1623 nucleotides long. Lineage: Eukaryota; Fungi; Ascomycota; Dothideomycetes; Dothideales; Saccotheciaceae. The record is from the annotation of a GenBank genome assembly.